Paraglomus brasilianum is the source of this 2253-nucleotide messenger RNA. Lineage: Eukaryota; Fungi; Glomeromycota; Glomeromycetes; Paraglomerales; Paraglomeraceae. The record is from the annotation of a GenBank genome assembly.
AUGGACGAGAACAAAUCUCAGCCUCUCCAUGUCACAGGAAUACUCGUAUAUCGUAUACAGCGUCAAGUCGAAUUCUUAUUGUUAAACGAUACUUUCGGUCAUAAAAAGUACUGGUCUGCUCCCAAGGGGGAAGUCAUUGGUCAUGAAGACGAGUUAAAAUGCGCACUCCGUAAUACUACAGAACUAACCGGGCUGUCAGUAAGAGAUUUAAACAUAAUAGACAAAGACAACUUUAGAGCGGAAAUUAAGUAUUUAGCUGGAACAAGACCAAAACGUGUUGCAUAUUAUCUUGCCCAAGCCUCAGAUCAUGUUCGCGUAUUUACCGCCAGUGAGGGUCUCAAUUUUGCGUGGUUUCCCCUUAAUGUGGCGGUUGAAAAAGUCAUCUACCGAAGUAUGCAAGAUGUUGUCAAACAAGCAUCAGCCUUUAUCGAGAGCAAUAAACUCACAAAGUCUUCAGAGGCGCCUGCACGACAACGUCCUCCAAAAAGUCAAUUCAUCAGCGAUAGGUUAGAAACUCGAAUGAAAAACCUGAAUUUGGCUCUUCCCUUAGACUCGCAACGUCAGGCCAUGUCCAGACAGAGACUCGAGCUUGCGCGAGAACAGCGUCAACAUCACCGUACAGAAAAACUGGGUAAUGGUUUUGUUUCUCCUCUUCAGUCUCCCGUGAUGACGUACGACAACCCAUUAUACAAAACUCGUCUGUGUGAGAGAUUUGAAACCGAAGGGUUUUGUCCAUACGGACCGAAAUGUACGUUCGCUCACGGUACUAACGAAUUAAGAGAAAGACCAUCGUCAGAAGAAAAAGUUGGCUCUCCCCCAACCGCAAGGGAUGGUCCUGAGAACCCAUUGUACAAGACACGACUCUGCGAACGGUUUAUGAAGGAGAAUUUCUGCCAGUACGGACCAAAAUGCAAUUUUGCUCACGGAGAGCAUGAACUAAGAGAGCGGCCACAAAGUUCCGUUCCCCAUCGCGAUAAUGGCGAGCACCAUCCAGUUAUGAACGAACAGUCUCAGAAGACUGUAGAGCAGUCACAUAAACAACAAUUUGGAUAUCAUAUGGCUUCGCAAAACUUUCAGCACGUGCAAAACAGCACGCAGCAAGGUCAGCAGCACCCGCACCAUCUUCCACCUACACCGACUACACCUCAAUUUCAGCAUGGUUAUCAACCAACUGGUGAACAGCGCCCACAUCAAUUGCGCACAUACCAUUCAAGUGAAUUCGAUAGGAUGACAUCUUCUGCAUCGACAUUUAUUCGCUCUGAAAUGCCAAAUAAUAUUUUUGGUCGUAUCUCUGUACUAUCGCAGUCCGAUUCUAUGCGUGCUAUACCAACGGCUCCUCUCACUCCGCCUGCCAGUUCCAACGAUCCGUCUUCUGAUAACGAUUAUCCUAAAGAUGAUUCGCGUUUAAGGCAUUCUGAUCAUAGCAGUGCAAAUGGAGACACUGAUCCGCGAGUAGAUAGAACUCACAAAAAUACCGUUGAGCAAAAGGAAAAAAAGGAUGAUAAGGAUCAGAAGGAUCAGAAGGAGCAGAAGGAGGUAUUGCCUGUUCAGUCUUCAUCAUCACCAAAGACCAAUAACAACGGUCGACGACGACUACCUGACACUACAGUUACUUUAAAGGAUCUUCUGAAGAAUGAAAAGGCAAGCAGUCAGUCUUGUUGUAUUCAAAUGGAUGAUAAGAAGUGGAUUGUUGAAUACUCCAAUGACAACGACUUUGAUAAGCUCAGGCCAGCCAAAAAAGCCGAGUCAUCGAAAUCUAAUUCGGAUAAACAAUCGCACGAGGACAGUCUGAUAAACGAGAUGAAACGGAUAUUUGCUCAGUCCGAAGAACAGUCUAGGAAAAUUUCGGAUGAUAUCAAAGAUACCACUCGAUUCGAAAUACGACAUGAUUUGAGCAAACAUCAAUUGUUUAUUGUACUAAUUCGGAGCUUGUACGAAGAUGCAACUUGGGAAAAAGUAAACCAGGACCUGGUUAAGAGAGAGAAUCUAUUCAAGAAAUUUGUCGAUUCGACUCAGGAUCAAAUAGCUUUCCUUCGCUCAUGGGAGAAGUUUUUCCUGCAACAUAAUCGACGUCUGAUUAGUAAGGCGCCCAUCUUAUUCAAAAUGUUCUAUGAUCGUGAUUACGUUGAAGAAGAUUCCGUUUUGGAUUGGUAUGGGCAGCAGACUAACGAAUCAAACGAAGUUAAGAAGAAAUGUGAGAUCUUUGUCAAUUGGUUAAAGAAUGCUGAGGAAGAGGAGUCCGACUCGGUCUAA